AUGCAGUCUACAGAAACCAUUCAAGCGGUGCAAGGCUAUUAUGGAGGAUUAGCUGAGCGCGGCUCCACGGACAAGUCUGAGGAUUACCAGAUGAGCGUUGCGAAGGCGUUUGGCUAUGACCCGGAGGAUUUGAAAUCCCUUCCCAAGAAUGCCAAUCUGGGAGUCAGCUGUGGUAAUCCUUUGGCGUUGGCAAGCCUAAGAGAAGGCGAGACUGUGAUCGAUCUAGGCAGUGGCGGCGGCAUCGAUGUCAUUCUCGCUGCUCGCAAAGUCGGUCCGAAGGGAAAGGCUAUCGGGGUGGACAUGACCAAAAAAAUGCUGGCCCUCGCCCAUCAAAAUGUCGAAAAAGCUGGCAUCUCCAACGCUUCCUUUGUCGAGGGGUUCAUCACUGCUAUCCCACUCGAGGAUUCGACAGCCGACUGCAUCAUCAGCAAUUGUGUCGUCAAUCUCGUGCCAAAAGAACAGAAGAGCCUCGUCUUCCAUGAGAUGUUCCGGCUUUUGAAACCUAGAGGUCGAGUUGCAAUCAGUGACAUCCUUGCUCGACAGGAGCUUCCGCCCGAGGUCGUGAACAAUUUGGCGCUAUAUGUUGGCUGCAUCGCUGGUGCCAGUCAGGUACAGGAGUAUCAUUCGUAUCUGAAGGACGCCGGAUUUAGCGACAUAAUGAUUGUGGACACUAAGGCAAACCUCAAUGUCUACAAAGAUAUGCCGCAGGGGAAGAAGCCUGGUUGUUGUGGCAUGUCCUGCUCCGAUGUUCCAAACAGCAAGAUUCAGGACUAUGACUGUAAUGAAUGGGCGGGCUCUUUCCAGAUAUACGCCGUCAAGCCUCGUUGA
Messenger RNA from Aspergillus thermomutatus, 828 nucleotides. Its product is annotated as putative ubiE/COQ5 methyltransferase. Bases 1 to 828 code for a protein of 275 amino acids. Lineage: Eukaryota; Fungi; Ascomycota; Eurotiomycetes; Eurotiales; Aspergillaceae. Gene Ontology annotation, molecular function: methyltransferase activity. The record is from RefSeq and is a predicted model, not a curated record. The transcript is spliced from 5 exons.